GGGGCGGAGUUGAGAUGGGUGGGGUCAGAGCCUCUGUGGUCAGUGACAAUUGCAGGCUGUUAUUUAGUCUGCUUUCUGUGCUCUCCUAAGACAGGUAGACUGCCACCGUGACACUCAACCAAGUUACAGAAACUGCUGCCACGAUGAAGCUCUUCACCAUUCUGUGCCUACUGCUCUUCAACCUUGGGGUGGCUUACCGCCACCGCUCCCGCUCCCAGGAGGAGAAGGACAAGAAGUCCUCUGUGGGUGCUGGGUUAACUCCUGGAAGCAAGGACUUUGUCUUCAACCUCUACAUGGCCUUGGCUUCUGAAGCCCCUGGUCAGAAUGUCUUCUUUUCUCCCAUGAGCGUGAUCAUGAGCCUAAGCAUGCUCUCUCUGGGGACUGGCCCCCGCACUAAGACCCAGAUCCUGAAGGGCCUGGGCCUCAGCCUCCAGCAAGAGGACAACUUCCACAAGUUCUACCAAGGGCUGAUGAAGAGGUUCAGCCAGCUUACAAAUGGUCACCAGCUGAGCCUGGGAAGUGCCCUUUUUACAGACCCAGCAGUACAUAUUCAGCACAGCUUCCUGAGUGCCAUGAAGACGCUGUACAUGGCAGAUACUUUCUCUACCAAUUUUAGGAACCUUGAAAUGACUAAGAAGCAGAUCAAUGACUAUGUGGCCAAGAAGACCGAAGGCAAUAUUGUAGACUUGAUCAAGGAUCUUGACAGCACCCAUGUCAUGGUGUUGAUAAAUUACAUCUUUUUCAAAGCCAAGUGGGAGACGGCCUUCAGUGACCAAAACACCCACCAGAAAGAUUUUCAUGUGACCCCCAAGAAGACCAUACAGGUGCCCAUGAUGAACCGUGAAGAUGAGUACUACUAUGUCCUGGACCAAAGUAUUUCCUGCACGGUGGUGAGGAUCCCUUACCAAGGCAACGCCAGUGCUCUGUUUAUUCUCCCCAGCGAAGGCAAGAUGCAGCAGGUGGAGAAGGGCCUGAAUGGGAGAGCACUGAUGAACUGGCUUACUACAGCCAGAAAGAGAAAGUUGAACCUUUACCUCCCCAAGUUCUCCAUUGAGGGCACCUAUCAACUGGAGAAAAUCCUCCCCAAGCUGGGCAUCAGGGACAUCUUUACUACCCAUGCUGACCUGUCUGGAAUUACUGACUACCCCAAUAUCAAGCUGUCUGAGAUGCUGCACAAAUCUGUGGUGAAGGUAGAUGAGUCGGGAACCAUAGCGUCUGCUGCCACAGGAGAGCUCUUUACAUUCAGAUCUGCUCGACCGGUGACCCUGAAGAUAGAAUUCAACAGACCCUUUCUGCUUGCCAUUGAAGGGAACUCGAAUCUCCUUUUCCUUGGCAGAGUGGUCCAGCCCAGAGGUGGGAGGGACUCUUUCUGAAACCCACAGGCUUACCCGGAGGGAGCCAUGAGUAUACUACAGCCCAUCCAUCUGUUGGUAACUAGUGAUUUGUGUAGAGUAGAUUGACUAACAAGGUGUUAUAAAUAAUAAGAUUACUAUACUAAUGGCUGCUUCCUUGAUCGUGGUUGCAAGGUAUGUGUUCUUGUCCUCAUCUUUCACCAGUGAUUGGCACUAAAGAGGCCAGUUGGUUUCUCCAAGGUCCCACCUCCAUAUUUGUUUCAUAGUCACGCCUAGACCCCAGGCCAUUUUUGCUCAGUCUAUCACUACAGAGCCUUAUAGGAGACUGGUCACUAUAGGGAGAGGUCACCAGGAAGCACAUUUUUGGGCCUUGUCUCCCACCUAUCAGCCCCAACUACCGUGGUUUGGACUGAAGUUCUGGAAUGGCGCUAAUAGCUAUGUAACAUGGGAAUGACAAUGCCUCUCUCUGGACCUUUGUUUCUCUGUGUAUUCGAUGAAGGAUUAGAGCAAGAAGUUCAUCCAUUGAUAGUGAAAUAUUGCACAGGGUUGGCUGCUCCAUGCCAGUCAUGGUUGAUAGAAGAACUCGGUUUAGUAGCACGCUUGAGCAUCAGGGUAGAAGUGUCUCACCAUGAACAAAGGUAUCAACUAGCGAACCUGACUGGGGUGGGAUGAUAGACGCCUGUUGCAAACAGUGAAACAUGGAUGGUAGACUGACUUGCUGAUUUUCACCUUGGCAAUAGCAAUAAAGCAUUAUGCAAAGA
Peromyscus leucopus (white-footed mouse) is the source of this 2113-nucleotide messenger RNA. It is a transcript of the gene Serpina5, whose product is annotated as serpin family A member 5. The transcript is spliced from 5 exons. The coding region runs from base 144 to 1373 and encodes 409 amino acids. Lineage: Eukaryota; Metazoa; Chordata; Mammalia; Rodentia; Cricetidae. The record is from RefSeq and is a predicted model, not a curated record. Gene Ontology annotation, biological process: negative regulation of endopeptidase activity. Gene Ontology annotation, molecular function: serine-type endopeptidase inhibitor activity.